Messenger RNA from Anarrhichthys ocellatus (wolf-eel), 3370 nucleotides. RefSeq names its product golgi associated, gamma adaptin ear containing, ARF binding protein 3b (gene gga3b). Gene Ontology annotation, molecular function: ubiquitin binding; phosphatidylinositol binding; small GTPase binding. Gene Ontology annotation, biological process: intracellular protein transport; Golgi to plasma membrane transport; protein localization to cell surface. Lineage: Eukaryota; Metazoa; Chordata; Actinopteri; Perciformes; Anarhichadidae. Bases 21 to 2138 code for a protein of 705 amino acids. The transcript is spliced from 17 exons. Gene Ontology annotation, cellular component: trans-Golgi network. The record is from RefSeq and is a predicted model, not a curated record.
CACGCGAUGUUGUUAGUGCUAUGGCGUACCAGGAAGGGGAGUCGCUUGAAUCCUGGCUCAAUAAAGCCACCCAUCCGACAAACAGACAGGAGGACUGGGAGUACAUCAUGGGCUUCUGUGAUCAGAUCAACAAGGAGCUGGAAGGUCCUCAGAUAGCUGUGACUCUGCUCGUCCACAAAAUACACUCACCACAAGAAUGGGAAGCUCUUCAGGCUCUGACAGUAUUGGAGGCAUGUAUGAAGAACUGCGGGAGAAGGUUUCAUAAUGAAGUCGGAAAAUACCGAUUUUUGAACGAGCUGAUUAAAGUUGUGUCUCCAAAGUACAUGGGUGACAGUGCACCUGAGAAGGUGAAGCUGAAGAUUGUGGAGAUGCUGUACAGCUGGACGGUGGCUUUUCCAAAUGAAACCAAGAUCGGCGAAGCCUACCAGACGCUGAGGAGACAGGGCCUCGUGACGCAUGACCCCGAGUUACCGCUGGACAGGACUCUGAUUCCCUCUCCUCCGACUCGACCGAAACAUCCGGUGUUUGACAACGAGGACAUGGGCAAGCUGCUUGCUGAGCUUCUCCGGAGUAAAAAUCCAGAAGACCUCCAGGAAGCCAACAGACUAAUCAAAAACAUGGUGAAAGAGGAUGAGGCUCGAGUGCAUAAGGUUACAAAGCGUAUCCACACGCUGGAGGAGGUGAACAUCAAUGUCAAGCUGCUCACGGAGAUGCUGUCCCACUACAACAAAGACAGCUCCACCAACUCAGACAGGGAUAUCAUUAAGGAACUCUAUGAGCGAUGUGACAAGCUGAGGCGUGCUGCUUUCAAAAUGGCCACCGAGACGGAGGACAACGACACCAAUUUAGGUGACAUCUUGCAGGCCAGCGAUGACCUCUCCAGGGUCAUCAACGCCUACAAGAAGAUUGUCGAGGGGCAGAACAUCAAUGGUGACAGCGAGCAGCCUCGAUCCACAGCUGCUCAGAGCGAGAGCGAGACCACAGACACGCUGAUCGACCUCGCCGGCCUCGACACUCCGAGUCCCCCUCAGCCCGCCCCCCCUCCCUUCCAGUACUCAAAUCUGGUCUCCACCAAUCCCACGGCUUCUCCCAUCCCCGUCCUGCCUCCUCCUCCCAAGCGCCUGGUCAUCUCCCACGGCAGCCAGAGCAGCAGCCCGAGUCACCCCCCCCUCGACAAGGCCUCCGCUGCCCUCUCACUCCUCGACGAUGAGCUGCUGUCUCUAGGACUGAACGACCCCCCUAGCCCUCUGAGCAGCCAAUCAAAACCCAGGUUGAAUGAAUUGUCCAAUCAGUGGACUUCCUUACAGGCUCCAGCUGCAGGUGUGGAUAUGUUUGGCAGUGUGGCGUGUUCAGGUCCAGCUGUGCCUCCAGCUGUGCCUCCAGCUGAACCAGCUGCUGCCACACACAGUCUCCAGGACCUGCAAGACCUGGCCAUGAUGGGCUUUUCAGAUCACAAGAGUUUGUCCAUCCAGAUGGCGGCCAGAGGUAGCAGCUUUGGGUUGCCUGCAGCAGCACCCCCCCUCGUACCUGGGCGUGGCUCUCCCUCCUCGCCUUCUUUCCUCCAGGGAACGUUUCCCGGCUCUCCCGCUCUGUCCCACACCAAGGCGGCCCAGAGCCUGGGCUCCGCCCCGGGCAGCCCGCUGUUCCGCUCUCUGUCCCCCUGCCACCUGCCCCUCCAGGGCAGCCCGGCCAGAGCCACGGACUCCCUGAGCAGCGUGCACGUCCCUCCGGAGGCCAUCAGACCGAGUAAAGUGCUGCCCAUGACGGCCUACGAUAAGGACGGCGUUCGCAUGCUCCUCAACUUCGCAGCCGACUGUCCCCCCGGCAGGCCCGACGUGUUGGUAAUGGUGGUGUCCAUGCUCAACACGGCACCGCUGCUUGUUCACAAUGUGGUACUGCAAGCUGCCGUGCCAAAGUCAAUGAAGGUGAAGCUGCUGCCUCCAUCAGGAACAGAACUAGCACCGUUUAACCCCAUCCUACCUCCAGCCUCCAUUACCCAGAUCAUGUUGCUGGCCAACCCAACAAAGGAGAAGGUGCGUCUGCGCUUCAAGCUGGCCUUCGCACUAGGAGACCGUCUGUGCAACGAGGUUGGAGAGGUCGACCAGUUCCCCCCACCAGAGACAUGGGGUCAGCUAUAGAGGUGUGGGGGACCGGUUCAUGCUCCAUGAAGGUGUGUGUGUGUGCGCACAUCCAUCCCAGAGAGAAAGGGAUUCAGCUGCACUCGACCUUACAGCGUCACAUUCCUUAUAGUUGUUCAUUUUUCUGUUUGGCCAUUGUUAUCACUGGCAGUGAGAAGCUAACAGCAGAAACUAAAGUUGUAUUUAUACGGUGCUUGUAUACUUUUCUGCAGCACACAAACUAAAGAUAUACACUGGCAAGUAAGACAGCCGUGGUGUUUACAGGUCGAUGGUGUUAAGAUGAAUAUUAAAAGGGAUUUUCCCCAAGAUGAAUAUAACAGAUUUUAACGUGCUAUAAAUAAUCGAUGCAUCAGAGCUCAGCUCCUGACGGACGUGAUGGAUUGCAGUAUUGCAGAAUUGCUAACCUGUAAAGUUAGCAGAGCCUAAGAUACCCACAGCUGUGCUUUUAUUUAAUGUGUUCCUCUGAGCACUUUGUUAGCCCGCAGAAAAGAUAUUUGAAUAUAUCCAGACAUUUGAAAACAGGAUCCAGUAGAUUUCUGAAGAUGGUAAACUAAACUGGGAAAUGAAUCCCGUUUAGUGAGAAGUACUGAUUAUUUCAGACAUCAAGAUGUUUGACAUGGUUACCUGUUUAUCAUUUAUCCUAUUCAAAUAUGUAGUGGACCAACAAUAUUUAAUUUUGUGCUGUAAAGGAAACCGACUGCACUUAAGGUGGUUCAUUUGUAUUCAUGACUGUCGUUAUGUUUGAGUCCAACUCUGGUUUUAUUUCACGGAAUUAGUUUUUUCUUUUGAGAAUAAAUGAAAGGUGAUUGUUCCCAUUUCAGUGGUGAUGUUAGCAGUGGGUUAUCAUAUUUUUGUUUUUAUAUUUAAAGAUGAUUUACUCCUCUACCGAUGUCAGUGUUGGGAGUAUUUGUGUCUUAUUUAUUGUUUUCUGUUCCGUUAUAGUAUUUCAGUGCAUCACUGAACCUAGAAAAUGUGAACUGAAAAAAAAAUGUAAAUUUAAAGGGAAGUCCGUCACCAGGUGGAUGAAGUGUGUGUUCAGCAGUGAGGCUGUGCUGUGGGUAACGUUUCAUGAAUCAGUCCUGCUGAUCCUCCCGUAGGUCCCUCUGGUCGUCCUCAGCUCGUCAUAUGGGAUGCACAGACGAGGCGUGUACUGUACAUAGCGUGUAAUGUAGCUAUUCUUUAUUGUAUGACCGUGUGUUCGCUACCUGAAACAAAUAAAUACUUUCAACGGA